Nymphalis io (European peacock) is the source of this 735-nucleotide messenger RNA. RefSeq lists its product as uncharacterized. Bases 1 to 654 code for a protein of 217 amino acids. The transcript has a single exon. Lineage: Eukaryota; Metazoa; Arthropoda; Insecta; Lepidoptera; Nymphalidae. The record is from RefSeq and is a predicted model, not a curated record.
AUGUUCAAGCUGGUGGUGUUGUCUUGCGUCCUGGCAGCGGUGUCUGCAGGAAACUUCUAUGGGGGAUACCUAUCACCUUUCGCACCUCUGGCCUUCUCAACGCCGUUGUUGCAGCCUUACAACUACCGCGGACCCUACUCUCUUGCUCCUGGCCAGCCUGCCAACAUUUUGGCUUCUGACGGUAGACCCCUAGACACUUUGGAUGUCAACUUGGACCGCUCUGCUCAUUUUACCGCUAAGGCUCUAGACAACGGACUCCAUAUUUUGAAGAAACGCUCUGCUGCUUUCAUCGCUCCAUAUGCCGCUCCUAUCGUAGCUCCUUUGGCUUACUCAACACCUCUUCUCCAACCUUACAACUAUCGUGGACCUUUGUCACUAGCACCAGGUCAGCCCGCUAACAUCCUGGCUUCUGAUGGCAGGCCUCUUGACACCUUGGACGUCAACUUGGACCGUGCUGCCCAUUACACAGCGAAGGCUCUCAGCGGUAAUGUACAUCUCUUAAAGAAACGUUCGGCUGCUUUCAUUGCCCCCAUCAAUACAGUCACCUUAGGAAGGACGCCACUGAUCGCUUCCACCUAUACCUAUGCGGCGCCCAUCGCCACAAACAUCAGAUCAAUCACUUAUGCCGCAACCCCUUUCGCUCACAUCCUGUAAAAUGUACCAUGUCAUAAAUUGUUCAUAUAAAGCAAAUAAAACAGAUGUUAAACGUUCCAUAUAAAAGUUUUAUUGAUUUUA